AUGCCCUCGCAGGAGAGACAGUACAUAAACCUCGUGAAAAGAAUCCUGGAAGAAGGCCACAAGAAAAUGGACAGAACCCGCACAGGAACUAUCUCCGUGUGUGGGGACAUGGCCAGAUACUCCCUGCACGACAAUAAAUUUCCUCUCCUCACAACAAAGAAAGUCCCCUUCAGAGUCGUCGCUGAGGAGCUUCUUUUCUUCAUCCGCGGUCAGACAGACAAUAGAAUCCUGAAGAAAAAAAGCGUAAACAUAUGGACACAGAACGGGACAGAAGAAUUCCUGAAAAGUAGGGGCAUAAACAGGAAGGAGGACGAUCUCGGGCCCAUAUACGGCUUCCAGUGGAGACACUUCGGGGCAAAAUACGAGACGUGCGAGAGCGAAUACGCAGGAAAGGGCGUGGAUCAGCUAAAGGCAGUCAUUGAGGAGCUGAAGGUAAACCCGAACAGCAGAAGACUCGUUGUCUCCGCUUGGAAUCCCCUUGACCUGCAGGAAAUGGCUCUUCCCCCGUGUCACGUGCUAUUUCAGUUCGUAGUCACUAACGGGUGCUUGGACUGCGUUUUGUACCAGAGAUCAGGAGAUGUCGGACUUGGAGUGCCCUUUAACAUCGCAAGUUACGCCCUCCUCCUGAAAAUGGUCUCGUAUCUCACGGGAAUACCCGCAGGAGAGUUUAUCCACGUGCUUGCAGAUGCCCAUAUAUAUGCAGAUCACACGGAUCAGCUGAAGAUACAGGCAGAAAGGAUUCCAUACGAAUUCCCCACGCUCAGAAUAGAUCCAAAGCAGCCCAGGACAGAGAUCGACCAGUUUGAAGUUGAGGACUUCGUUCUUGAGGGAUACACCCACCACUCGGCACUCCCCAUGCGAAUGUCCCCGUAA
This is a messenger RNA of Nematocida major, 873 nucleotides long. Its product is annotated as thymidylate synthase. The transcript has a single exon. Lineage: Eukaryota; Fungi; Microsporidia. The coding region runs from base 1 to 873 and encodes 290 amino acids. Gene Ontology annotation, molecular function: thymidylate synthase activity. The record is from RefSeq and is a predicted model, not a curated record. Gene Ontology annotation, biological process: dTMP biosynthetic process. Gene Ontology annotation, cellular component: mitochondrion; cytosol.